AUGGCUUCCGCCGCAGGCAGUAGCGGAGGGGGCAACAACAUCAAAGUCGUUGCCCGCUUCCGGCCUCAGAACAAAGUCGAAGUCGCAAAUGGAGGACAGCCGAUUGUCCAGUUCAUGGGCGAGGACACCUGCCAGGUCCAGUCCUCCGAAACGAAUGCUCCUUUCACCUUUGAUCGGGUCUUCGACAUGUCCUCUCAACAAGCCGACAUUUUUGAUUUCUCUAUAAGAUCUACUGUGGAAGAUGUUAUGAAUGGUUACAAUGGAACGGUCUUCGCCUACGGCCAGACGGGUGCGGGAAAGUCUUAUACAAUGAUGGGUGACAUGGACGACUCUCACAAGAAAGGUAUAAUACCGCGAAUCACCGAGCAAAUAUUCGACGCUAUCCUCGUCCACGGCUCCGCUCAGAUCGAAUACACGGUGGGAAUAUCCUAUCUGGAAAUCUACAUGGAACGAAUACGCGACUUGUUGAAUCCAGUGAUGGACAAUCUGCCGAUCAAUGAAGGACCCAAAGGACCGUACGUCAAGGGUCUCCGGGAAAUUUACGUCAACACGGUAGACGAGGUGUACACGGCGAUGCAUCUGGGUCAAAGAGCGAGAGUCACCGCGUCGACCAACAUGAACUUGGAGUCUUCCCGGUCACACUCGAUAUUCUUGGUCACGAUCAAUCAGAAAGACGUCAACACGGGCUCACAGAAGAGUGGUAUGCUUUAUCUCGUGGAUUUGGCGGGCUCAGAAAAGGUUGGCAAGACUGGUGCGAGUGGCCAAACGCUGGAAGAGGCGAAGAAGAUCAACAAGAGUUUGAGCGCGCUCGGAAUGGUCAUCAAUGCCUUGACGGACGGCAAAUCCACCCAUGUGCCGUACCGAGAUUCCAAGUUGACCCGAAUAUUACAAGAAAGUUUGGGAGGUAAUUCAAGGACGACUCUGAUUAUAAACUGUUCGCCUAGCAGUUACAAUGAUGCGGAAACUGUCAGCACCCUCCGGUUUGGUAUGCGAGCGAAGACGAUCAAGAAUAAGGCAAAGAUCAAUGCAGAAUUGAGCCCUGCCGAGCUGAAACGUCAACUCAAGAUCGCCCAGAACCAAGCCAUGUCAUUCGAGAAGUACAUUGCUUCACUGGAUUCGGAACUGGCGUUGUGGAGAAAGGGAGAGACCGUCCCAAAAGAAAGAUGGGUUCCGCCUUUAGCAGGCUCAAAAGGCGAAUCGAGGACGCGACCAGAAACCCCGUCUCGUGCACCUUCAGACUUUCUCAGGUCAGAAACGCCCAGUCGGCCAGAUUCUCGGAUGGGUGAAAGAUCCAGCACGCCCAGCAUCAUUCUUGAAAAAGACGAGCGUGAGGAGUUUCUACGAAGAGAGAAUGAGUUGCAAGAUCAACUUACGGAGAAGGAGACUCAAGCAGCGAAUGCCGAGCGCAGUCUUCAAGAAUUGCGGGAAGAACUCAAGUCAUAUAAAGAAGGAGCCCUACGGACCACCAAAGACAAUGAAGCGAUGGCUGAUAGACUCAACAAGACAGAACUGGAUCUGCAGAAACUGAGCUAUCAGAGCAAGGAAGAUGCAAUCACGAUGGAGGGCUUGAAAGAUGCAAAUGCCGAACUGGAGGCCGAGCUCAUCUCCGUCAAACAACAAUUGUUGGAGCUCAAGAUGAGUGCCAAAGAGACCACCGCAGCACUUGACGAGAAAGACCGAAAGAAGAAAGAGAAGAUGGCCAAAAUGAUGGCCGGCUUUGAUCUCGGAGACAAUGCCUUUUCUGAGAAUGAGGCUCGUAUGCGAGAUAUGUUGGAUCAAGUCGAGUCGCUGCACGCCGCCAGCUUGAGCGGCGAGAAGGUGUCUUCAGAGGUACUCGACGAUUUGAGGACCAAAUUGCUGGAGUCCAGGGACCUGGUCCGGCAAGCCGAGACAUCUUUGAACGACCGUGCAGAACACGAGCACGGGGAGCGAACAAUUGCUCUCGAGGACAGAUUGACAGCUGUUCAACAAGACUACGAGGACUUGUUAACUCGCAACCUGAGUCCAGAAGAUGUGGAGGAUGUCAAGGCCCGGCUAGAGCAACUAUACUCCGACCGCAAAGAGACACAAACGGAAUUAGUGCAUGAUCUGAAGGACCAAUUAGCUCACAAAUCGCAAGAGAUUGAAAAACUGGAAAAAUCAAUCGCCGAUCUCCAGGCUCGAGGAGUCGCAAAUGGGGCGCCAAAUGGAGUUGCCAACAAGGGCAUACAGCAGCAGAUGGCCGAGUUUGAUCAGAUGAAGAAGAACCUGAUGCGAGACCUACAGAACCGAUGCGAGCGGGUUGUGGAGCUUGAAAUCUCGCUCGACGAGACCCGAGAACAAUACAACAAUGUCCUGAGGUCCAGCAACAACCGCCAACAGCAGAAGAAGAUGGCCUUUUUGGAGCGCAAUCUCGAGCAGCUCACCGUCGUGCAGAGACAGCUUGUGGACCAGAAUACGAGCCUGAAGAAGGAAGUCGCCAUUGCAGAGCGAAAGCUGAUUGCGAGGAAUGAGCGAAUCUUGAGUCUGGAGAGUUUGCUGAGCGAUAGCCAGGAUAAGUUGACAGCAGCAAACCACCGGUUCGAACAACAACUUGCUGCAGUCAAGGAACGUCUGGAAGCCGCAAAGGUGUCCUCGAGAAAUAUGGCGGCGGGCGGACCAGGCGCGACAGGUGGCUUCAACUCACUUAUGAACGCUGGAGCUAGGAUAGCGAAACCCCUCCGCGGAGGAGGUGGCGCACCAACAAAUCUAGAUGGUGCCAACGGUGCCGCUACGCUGCCCAUCAUCUCUAGCUUGACGGGCUCGGAUGGUGGGAACAAGCGAAGCAGCUGGUUCUUCAACACGGGUCGAUGA
This is a messenger RNA of Exophiala xenobiotica, 2832 nucleotides long. RefSeq lists its product as uncharacterized. Bases 1 to 2832 code for a protein of 943 amino acids. NCBI's taxonomy places the organism in Eukaryota, Fungi, Ascomycota, Eurotiomycetes, Chaetothyriales, Herpotrichiellaceae. The transcript is spliced from 5 exons. The record is from RefSeq and is a predicted model, not a curated record. Gene Ontology annotation, biological process: microtubule-based movement. Gene Ontology annotation, molecular function: ATP binding; microtubule binding; microtubule motor activity.